UUCAUGUUGAUUCUUUCAUAAUUAAAUUGGGUUGUUGAUCUUUUCACACACUCAAGGAAGGCGGGGAACUGGUCAUGUGCCCGCGGAUUUACGAUCUAAAAUCAGCUUGAUAGAGAUUCGUUGAAGUUGUGCGGUUUUGGGAUACUGGAUGGUUAAUACCGUCAUGGGUACCUUGCACAGCGGGCAGAUGGUGGGGUCAACAACGAUCCGACAUCGCAAUCCACUCAUCUUCACCGUCGACAACCAAUAGGCACUGGGGAAGUGUGUCAAACUUGUAGCAACGGUUUCUAGUGGAUGAGAGCUUUGCGAGUCGUUUUGAGCUGGUCGUGGAGGCAUUCCAUUCUUUCUUCUCCCAUUCUCGUUUGGGAGGCAGGUUGAGAGGCGACCGCGAAAGGGGACAGGCCAUCACGAACAUCCCAACAUGUCGGCUUCGCUACCGGGCAAUCGCGAGCUGCCUGAGUCGCAGUAUGAUCUCAACACGUACUGGGGCCGCGUGAGGCAAACGGCGGGCAUCACUGAUCCCAGAACACUUUUCACGGGGAAACAUGGCCUCGAGGAAGCGAAGAGUCGACUGAUUGCGUACAAACAAGGCCAGGUUCACGAGAUGACACCGGAGCUAUGGAGGGCGAAGAAGAUUGUGGACUCUACACUGCAUCCAGAUACGGGGGAGCCGGUCCUCUUGCCCUUCCGGAUGUCCUGCUUCGUCUUGUCCAAUUUGAUAGUGACGGCUGGCAUGCUCACGCCAGGGCUCCAGACAACCGGUACCAUCGCCUGGCAAGUCGCCAAUCAAUCCCUCAACGUGGCCAUCAACAACGCGAACGCCAACAAGUCCACUCCCUUAUCAUACAGCAAGAUCGCGCAAUCCUACUUCCUCGCUGUGGGCGCCUCAUGUUCUGUCGCCGUAGGCCUCAACUCGCUCGUGCCCCGCCUCAAGCGCAUUUCCCCCGCUACCCGAACCAUCCUGGGCCGCCUAGUCCCCUUCGCUGCCGUCGCGUCCGCCGGCGCGCUCAACGUAUUCCUCAUGCGAGGAGAGGAGAUGCGCACCGGCAUCGACGUCUUCCCCGUACUCUCGGAGAAGGACAAGGUCCGGCUGGCGAGCGAGGGCAAAGCCGAAAAUGACGUGCCGAGCCUGGGCAAGAGCAAGAAGGCGGCCACGCUGGCGGUCAGCGAGACGGCCCUCAGUCGCGUGUUGAACAGCAGUCCCAUCAUGGUCGUCCCGCCCUUAGUUCUCGUCCGUCUGCAGCGCACUAAGUGGCUCAAAAACAACCCAAGGUAUACCACUCCCGUCAAUUUGGGUUUGAUUCUCGCCAUGAGCUACAUCGCGUUGCCGCUUGCGCUGGCGGCGUUCCCGACAAGGCAGCGUAUUAGCGCCGAUACGCUGGAGGAGGAGUUUCACGACAAGGGGGGCGAAAACGGCAUGGUAGUUUUCAAUCGCGGUAUCUAGAGAGCAGUCAUCUUGCACAUGCAUAACCGGGCGUUGGGCUAGAAGAUUGCUCGCUGGUUUGCUUGCUGGCUGAACAGGGUUCGAGUUUGAAGCCUUGUUUCCGGCUUGAUUAACGUGCAUGGCUUGGCUUGCUGGGCGUUUGAGGUGCAGAUGCAAGAAAAGUGCAAUAGAUAUUUGAUCUUAUGGCGUCCUACAAGCAUGAAUCAUCCAAAUAGCAAUUCGGAAGAUUGUCCGUUUC
Molecule: messenger RNA, 1682 nt
Organism: Pseudomassariella vexata
Lineage: Eukaryota; Fungi; Ascomycota; Sordariomycetes; Amphisphaeriales; Pseudomassariaceae
Product: sideroflexin-5
Exons: 4
Coding region: 422-1444 (340 amino acids)
Biological process (GO): monoatomic ion transport; mitochondrial transmembrane transport
Cellular component (GO): mitochondrial inner membrane
Molecular function (GO): monoatomic ion transmembrane transporter activity
Source: RefSeq, a predicted model, not a curated record